Xyrauchen texanus (razorback sucker) is the source of this 2994-nucleotide messenger RNA. RefSeq lists its product as uncharacterized. The transcript is spliced from 6 exons. Gene Ontology annotation, molecular function: RNA polymerase II cis-regulatory region sequence-specific DNA binding. Gene Ontology annotation, cellular component: nucleus. The record is from RefSeq and is a predicted model, not a curated record. Lineage: Eukaryota; Metazoa; Chordata; Actinopteri; Cypriniformes; Catostomidae. Bases 207 to 1301 code for a protein of 364 amino acids. Gene Ontology annotation, biological process: circadian regulation of gene expression; negative regulation of DNA-templated transcription.
CCUCGCUGUCAAGUGACGUUUUUGUAGAAAGGAAGAGUGCGAAAAUUCUCUCAGGACAGUAGUCCUUUCGAUUUAGACGUCGCAGGUACACAAUCUUAUUUAGCAAUACAUUAUAUUCAGCACCCUUUGGGAGUACUAACAGCACAUCUGGUCCUGUCAGCGUUAUUGAACACCAGUCUGUUUGUUGUGGUAUCGAACAUCAAGGAAUGCUGUCAGCAGGGAGCCCUUCCAAAUGGCAAGUGCAAGAUUCUCUCUCCUCCUCGCCCAGCCUUCUAUACAGUGAGAGUGACCAGACAGAGGAUGAAUCUGAGGUCUUCUCAUCUGAGGGCGAAGCUUCAAGCAGUGUGGCUGAUCCAAAGCCGUGUUUCUUGGCCAAUGGGAGCAGCCAAGUUUCAAAAUCAUCUCUAACCUUUCUGAACCAAAGGAGCAUAAAAGUUAAGAAUGGUCAAACCUGGUGUUCUUUAGUCUACACCGGUCAGUCAUCAGAGUCAGCUCAAAGGACUCCUACAGAGGGAGACUUGAAGUUUGCACGCAAAUGUUCAGAACUGCAGCUGUACAUCAGGCCUCUAAUGGAGCUGUUGAAUGGAUUGAAAAUGGGUCGAUAUGAUAAAGGUUUGAGUACAUUCCAGCAGAGUAUUGCCAUGGAAAGACUGCGAAAGAUUCUGGGUGUUUUACAACAACCUGAACUUGGGGAGAAGUAUAUGGGCACUCUUUUACAGCUGGAGAUUAUGUUAAAGGUUUGGUUCCCUCAUAUAGUGCCUCAGCAUCGCAGUACCACCUCUUCAGUUCACAAUCCUAUUGCUAGUAUCCCACCACGCUGGAAUCAAGACCAGUUACAUAUCCCUGUGAAGAAACGCAGAUUAAGCUGGUCGGACUCAGACUCGCAAAGUUCUCCCAGUUGCAAACGCGUUCAAGACGAGGAUCAAGGACAGAGCUUCAAUGAUACCAGCACGUGGCUCAGCAGCACAGAAACCACAUGUAGUGAACUUGAAGAUGACAGUGCAGUCUGUACACAUCAAAAAGAAAUGACAUCUGAACCUGAACUCAUAGAAAACAGCAGUCUUCUUUUAAAGGAGAAGACAAUAAAGCCGCCUCCACUUGUAAUACCACCCUCAGCCACAGAUGGCAGCAGCUUGGGCACGCAGGACUCUUCUGUGUCCUCCACAACUCCUAUUUCUGACCCACCAGCAGACUUGGGUAUUGGUGGGAAAGAUAUUGUGUGUCCCAUUGCAAAGGAUUCUGUGGACAGAGAUGGGCCAAAAAACAAGUGCACAGUAAAUCAUGUUCCACAGAAAUGUUAAAUGCAUAACAUUAAUUUCUCUUGUCCAAAACAUUUAUUGAAGAAUGCAGUUCUCAUCCUGUUGAUAUUGGGAACUUUUAUGCAUAAACUGAAUAAUUAAUGUCUCUAUUACUAAUCAGACCUUCCAUUCUGCAACAUGAUAAGUACAGCACAGAAGUUAUACGUUCAAUAUAGGUCAGGUUGAAAAGUAAGGUUUGUCUGUUAAAAUAGUUCCAGAUUAUACAUUUCUUUAAGGAAUUGUUCACCCAAAAACUAAUUUCUGUAAUUUACUCGGCCUCGUGUUUUUUUAAACUUGUAUCCAUCUUUGAUGGAACACGAAAAGGAGAUGUUGAGGAAUGUUAGCCUUUAUAUAUUAUUCACUUUAAUUGCAACUUUUGCCAUUUGGAAUAACAUGAGGGCAAGUAAAUGAUGCCGGAAUUUUCUUUUUUGGGUGUACUGUCCCUUUAAGUCUUAAAAGGCCACAAACGUGUCUUAGUUUUGUGUUGACCAUCUGAGCUGUAAAGCCAGACCAAGAAACGUGCUUGUGCAUGUAUCAAACACUCUUCUGCACUGCCUUUCUUUAACAGAAGCUGCAACAAUAUCAAAUAUAUUAUGAACUUAUAACCAGGACUCAAGAAAUAAGCAAAAAUAAGUUCUGGUAAAAUGUCCAUAAGUGUUACAGUGCUGUGAGCAUUAACCUAACUUGAUGUCCUUUGACUUGAAGUAAAAACACUCUGAACACACAAUGAAUGGGACACAUUUAUUUAUAUAUAUAUACAUACAUAUAUAUAUAUUAGGAUUAUAUUUUCGAGACAGUUUUAUUUAUUGGGUCAUUACUUGAAGACAGAGUUCACUUAAGCAGCCUUAAAAUGAGCCUUCAGAGAGUCGGUAGAGGAUCAUUGACUGGUUCGUUAUCACAGCUCAAUGUAUUGUAAUUAUUAAGGGGCUGAAAGUGUUAUCUCAGUAACAUCAAAAGUUGUGAUAAGUGGAUGUAUUGUGAAGUAUUAUUAUAUAAUGUAGAGAACAGUUAUUGAAAAUGUUCUUGCCAAAAACAGUUUGCACAUUUAUAUUGGAUUGCUAACAUGUUAUGAUGGCAUGACUUUUUAUAGUUUUUAUUAUAGGAGAUUGCACAAUUUGUCCCUUUUACUCACCCUGAGGAAACAGUCGUUCUUUAAUUAAGAAUUUGACCUUUUGUGAAUUGAAGCGUUGUGACCAAUGUCACUCAAUGUAAAGAGCGCACUGUAAGGAAGAAAAUACUUUUUAUUUUAUUUAGCUAUUUGUUUAAUUCUGUUUUCAUAUGUAGAACACAUUCUGACAUUAAAGAAACAGUAGAGGAAGUUUCUGCACGAAUGAGAUGUUGAAAGAGACAUGUUGUGAGAAUCAGGGCGUAGCUGUAUUGAGUAUCAUAUAAGAAUAAAGGCCUACAUAUAAGAAUACAUUGUUGGAAUCUCAUAAAAGAGAUUAUCAUAUGAGGGAAAAGCUCUUUAGAAGACUUAACCUUAAAUUACACUGAAGAAAGCUUCACGUGAAGGGUUUUGCAGGAUAUAGUUCAGCCAGUCUAGCUUUUAUCCUCUGCUCUUGUGUUUUUGUUUUUCAAACCUAUUUUCUCUUCUAUGUUUUUUCUUAUUGUAUCAAAGUUGUUGUCAUGGUUACUGAAAUGUUUUUCAACAUGUUUUACUUUUUGAUAUUAAAUAUUUCUUAAGUUAUACAUAGAC